Messenger RNA from Gordionus sp. m RMFG-2023, 1032 nucleotides. RefSeq lists its product as uncharacterized. Gene Ontology annotation, cellular component: cytoplasm. Gene Ontology annotation, biological process: positive regulation of cytoplasmic translation. The record is from RefSeq and is a predicted model, not a curated record. Gene Ontology annotation, molecular function: mRNA binding; single-stranded RNA binding; zinc ion binding. Lineage: Eukaryota; Metazoa; Nematomorpha; Gordioida; Chordodea; Parachordodidae. Bases 1 to 1032 code for a protein of 343 amino acids. The transcript has 2 exons.
AUGGAAACAGAUUUCGAAUUAAGAAUGAGUCUUUUAAAAUUGGCUGAAAUUGAAAAACAAUUAUUUUGUCAAGAACAGUGCGUCCCCUGCUCGAUCCAUUCGUCAGAAUCUAUGACAUAUUGGCUGAAUAAAGAGUUCUAUCGUUACAAAAAAGAUAGAAUAAAAAUUACGGAGGAAAUUGAAAUAAAAAAUAAUGAAAUUGAAAAAGGAAAAGGAAAAAAUGAAAGGGAAGUAAAAAACGUUGAUGAAAAUGAAAGAAUUACGGAAGAGAUGUUAAAUUUAAAGGAUGAAAUAUGGAAAAUAUUAAAUGAAAAUAUGAUAGAAGGAAUGAGGAAAAGUAUCAAUAUUAUUAGAUCGGGAGAGGAACGAAAAGAUAUUGAUAAUAAAAGAGAAAUAGAGAUUAAAGAUGAAAAUGGAAUGAGAGAUAAUAAACGAAAUAAUUGUAGUCAUGUAGAAAAUUGGGAGAGAAGGUAUAAUGAAAGGGAUUUCAAAAGAGAUGAUCGAAGAAAUGAUAAGGAAUACGAUCAUUUUAAAGAGUAUAAUACUUCAAUGAACUUGCAGAGAAAUGAAAGGGAAAAUUGGGAAAAAGAAAAUUUUUUCCUAAAUAGAUUUAAUCGUCCGAAGAUUAAUAUGCAAAAUGUAAAAUGUUAUUCAUGUGGAGAAUUUGGGCAUAUAAGUAGAAAUUGUGUUGAGAACGGUGCAAUGUUUAACAAGCAACCGAUUAAAUGUAAUAGAUGUGGAGUAGUUGGACAUAGUAGUGAAAAAUGUUAUGUUCCGACGUAUCGUAUUAUGGGAAAUAAUCAAAGAACAUUUCAAUGUGAAAGAUGUGGAAAAAUGGGACAUGCUAAAGAGAAUUGUUAUGCAAGAGAACCGAUAAAUGGAGAAGCAUUUCCGGCAGUGAAAUACAUAGCACCGGCAUCUAAUGUGAGAGUGCUACAAAAUAAUGAUAUGUUGAAAGAAGAUAAAGUUGAAGUUAUGUGUUUUAAAUGCAGAAAGGAAGGGCAUAGUGCUAUAGAAUGUCGAGAAAGGUGA